Molecule: messenger RNA, 1101 nt
Organism: Castor canadensis (American beaver)
Lineage: Eukaryota; Metazoa; Chordata; Mammalia; Rodentia; Castoridae
Source: RefSeq, a predicted model, not a curated record
GUAUGGAGGCGAAGGCGGCCUGCACGGAGGCUGCUGGCCGCUCGUGCGUGGUGUCCGCAGAGGAGACCGAAAAGUGGAUGGAGGAGGCCAUGCGCAUGGCCAAAGAAGCCCUCGAAAAUACUGAAGUUCCUGUUGGCUGCCUUAUGGUCUAUAAAAGCGAAGUUGUGGGGAAAGGAAGAAAUGAAGUUAACCAAACCAAAAAUGCUACACGGCAUGCAGAAAUGGUGGCCAUCGAUCAGGUUCUAGACUGGUGUCGUCGCAGUGGCCAGAGUCCUUCUGCAGUGCUGGAGCACACGGUGCUGUACGUCACUGUGGAGCCAUGCAUUAUGUGUGCAGCUGCUCUCCGCCUCAUGAGACCUUAAUUCUGUCCAUAAAUCCCACUGGUUGUCUAUGGUUGUCAGAAUGAACGGUUUGGUGGUUGUGGCUCUGUUUUAAACAUUGCCUCUGCUGACUUACCAAAUACUGGGAGACCAUUUCAGUGCAUUCCUGGAUAUCGGGCUGAGGAAGCAGUGGAACUGUUAAAGACCUUCUACAAACAAGAAAAUCCCAAUGCACCAAAAUCAAAAGUACGGAAAAAGGAAUGUCAGAAAUCCUGAAGUUGUUCUGAUGAAAGACUAAUGCCCCACAGGGUCCUGGAUAAAAUUUCCAGACUGAAAGCUGUUGGCAUCAGUGAAUCAUGUUCACUGUUGUUGUUACUUUGUGGGAAAAUGGUAUCUUAUCAUUUGCUCUGUUAAAGGAACAAAUUAGCACUUUUUAAAAGUCUGACUAUUGUAAACAACUGUUAGCUUUUCCACAAACUGAAAGAAUAUUUUAAGAAGGGGAAAAACUAAGGUUUGAGAUUUUGGAAAUUAGCAAGCAGUGCAUGCCCUUCAGCCGUGCCUUAUGCCCAGUCCAGGAAAGUGCUGGCUUUUCAAGAAUGUGCAUCCAGACCCAGUUGCCUGCAUGUGUCUGAACGAGUGUGCCACGCAGCAGACACACUGCUAGCAGUCCCUCUCUACGAGUGACCUUUUGAAGUUGGAUUCCUCAAUUUUUUACAGCUACUAUGUUCUCCCACAGCACUGGCGCCUGGCUACUUUCUAAAUUGUAUAUUAAUUUUAUACA